GGUAACUCAUUUUAUUGGUAAACGAUGCCGUCAUCUGAAGAAAAUUCUCAAGACAAACCCAAAAAGUCAGGAAGAGGAUUUUUAAGGCUGGCCUUCGCGUUUGGAUCUACCCAUAUUAUCCUAGGAGUAUUAGCUGUGGUAUUUGGAUUAACAGCAAUCGCAGUCGUUGGGGGCCUGGCGAAUAUUGGUACUGGAAUCUGGUGCGGGGUAUUUUUCAUUGUCACCGGGUUUUUAGGAUGCGUCUCCGGAAAUGAUAGGAACAGAUCUUUGAUUAUUGCAUUCAUGGUUACAUCGAUCAUUUCUGGAUUCUGUCUUACACCUAUUUUGGUAAUCGUGACGUCACUGGAUGUCAAUCGACGGCAUAAUUAUGGAAUUCAUCACAAUUGUUGGUUUACCGUACCCCACUGCUCAGCUAAUUAUACAAACCCUAUUGCCAUUGACGUAAUGCUUCUGAUGGUUGCGCUUGUUGAAGGAAUCAUAUCCUUAUUUAGUGUAUGGUAUUGCUGUACUACACUUUGGGUGUAUCGUCAAACACCAAAGGUGUAUUAUGCUACUGGGUUACCAAGUGAUAUACCGCAACAAAAUCAGAUAAUCACUGUUCCAGAGAAACCAGCGCAAUCCGAUGUGUUUAUCGUACAACCCGGAGUUCCAGGCCCACCUCACCUUAGAAUCGCUCAACCAAUAUACCAGUCGGCUCCAAUGAUGUACCCAUACCAAAAUAUGUACGGUUCGCCCACCGUUGCAAAGCUGCCAGCAUUGAAUCAAUUUCAAAUGAUUGAGACAUCAGCCCCUCAGUCUCCAAACCUCGAGCACCACAGUCCUAGAUUUGAAAUUAUGGAACCCACCCAAGCGGCACCAAACAUCAAGCAAGAUCAACCAGAGCCGCAUAUAUCGACGGAAAACGAGCACAGCACGACAGUUCAGGCGUAGUGGACACCCCAC
Saccoglossus kowalevskii is the source of this 942-nucleotide messenger RNA. RefSeq lists its product as uncharacterized. NCBI's taxonomy places the organism in Eukaryota, Metazoa, Hemichordata, Enteropneusta, Harrimaniidae. The record is from RefSeq and is a predicted model, not a curated record. Gene Ontology annotation, cellular component: membrane.